This is a messenger RNA of Magnusiomyces paraingens, 2445 nucleotides long. RefSeq lists its product as uncharacterized. The record is from RefSeq and is a predicted model, not a curated record. Gene Ontology annotation, cellular component: cytoplasm. Gene Ontology annotation, molecular function: ATP binding; ATP hydrolysis activity. NCBI's taxonomy places the organism in Eukaryota, Fungi, Ascomycota, Dipodascomycetes, Dipodascales, Dipodascaceae. The transcript has a single exon. The coding region runs from base 1 to 2445 and encodes 814 amino acids.
AUGGCUAAAAAAGUCAACUUGAAUGCUCCUGCAAAGAAGUCUGCAACUUCUUCUUCUCCUUCAGCAAGUGCACCUACUACAUCCGGUAGUGCUUUUGGAAGUAGUCCCUUUGGUGGAAGUGCUUUUGGUACAACUACUACAACUCCUCCCCCUCCUCCCUCAUCAGCACAGCCUGCCAGUCAAAAACCAACCAAACCCCCCAAGGAACUGAUUCUGAGACCCAGCGUCUCGGCUGGCAACUCUGCUGCGGCCGCAGAAUCUCUGGUCUCCCUUUAUGCCCACCCAGAUACUCUCCGGGCGUAUGGCAUUGCAUCGGGUGACCUCAUGGUGGUUUCGAAACCCGACCAUCCUGGGCUCGUCUUAAUUGCUGCUCAGACCCCUCAGUCAUCGCCCAAGGAGGUCGUAAAAAUGGCUCAUGAAACAAGACAAAUACUAGGCCUGGUGCUCGGUGAUCGCAUCGAAAUUAAAAAAUAUCACCUUGCGCGACCUGAAACUGCGUUAUCAGUUACAAUUGGGAUCGAGCAAGAUCCCUCCGAGUUCCAAUUACAAGACCAAGUGUCACAGGUCUUGACUGCUGCAGGUAUUGUCAUGCCUGGGCUUUCAUUCACCAUCGAUUCUGAAAAGUAUACUAUUCUUGAUUGCCAGACACUACCCGACAUUGCCUCUCUUUCGGUCUCUGAUGGGGCUGAGAAGGACGACAAUGAUGACUUGGUUACCCCUGUAUUUUUAUUCAACAACAAGAGUACUCUUGAGUUUACCAAUAAAACAAUGACCCCUUACAAUGUUCAAUUACCUGUGCUUCCCAGCUUUAAAGACAUUGGCGGCAUGUCCAAACAAAUUGCUCUUUUGCAAUCGAAAAUCAAGCUUCCGCUCAACCACCCUAACCUCUUUGAACGUUUUAACAACACAUCUCCGGAAACAGGGUUUCUUUUACAUGGCCCCUCAGGUACUGGUAAAAGCAUGCUGCUAAAUGCAAUUGCACACGAAAUGAAUUCACAUGUGCUUACCAUCAACGGGCCGUCAAUUGUGUCCAAGUACUUGGGCGAAACAGAGGCUGCGCUGCGUCAGGUGUUUGCAGAGGCCCGCCGAUACCAGCCUGCUCUUAUUUUCAUUGACGAGAUCGAUGCGCUUGUCCCGCGAAGAGGAUCUGACGAUGCAGGCGAAGCCGAGUCACGCGUUGUGUCCACGCUGUUGACAUUGAUGGAUAGCAACCACCGGGGCGGAAAGGCGGGCGGCAGCAGUAGCGGCAGUAGCAGUAGCAACCGGGUGAUUGUAAUCGGAGCCACAAACCGGCCCAACUCGAUCGAUCCUGCGCUGCGGCGCGCCGGAAGAUUCGGCCAAGAAAUCGAGAUUGGGAUUCCCGACGCGCAGGACCGCGUAGAAAUUCUGCAGCUGAUGCUGCAUGGAAUGCCACACAAGUUAUCUGAAGAACAGGUUGUGGAACUAGCGGCAACCAAAAUGCACGGCUACGUGGGCGCAGAUAUUAGCGCACUGGUGGGACAGUGUGUAAGCCUGGCUAUUGACCGAGGACUCGCUCAGGACUUGCCACCGGAAGAAAUGUACAUCACAAGCGAGGAUGCAGCCCGCGCAUUGCUGGAGGUGCGGCCAAGUGCAAUGCGUGAAAUAGUUUUGGAGACUCCUAAAGUGUACUGGACUGAUAUUGGUGGGCAGGAGGAAGUGAAACAAAAGCUUAAAGAAACAGUGGAUUGGCCAUUGUCACAUCCAGAGACAUUCAAGCGACUAGGUGUACAUCAACCCAAGGGUAUUUUGUUAUACGGUCCUCCUGGGUGCUCCAAGACGUUGACGGCCAAGGCUCUUGCGACCGAAGCAGGACUCAACUUUUUGGCGGUUAAGGGGCCUGAGAUUUUUAACAAGUAUGUAGGAGAAAGUGAACGAGCUGUGCGUGAUGUGUUUCGCAAAGCACGAGCAGCAGCUCCUUCUAUUAUUUUCUUUGAUGAGAUUGACGCGCUAAGUGCUUCGAGAGAGGAUGGAGGAGGUGGUGGUAGCAGUGACCGGGUGUUGACAUCACUGUUGAACGAGAUGGAUGGUAUUGAGACACUUGUAGGAGUAACUGUACUUGCAGCGACGAACCGGCCAGAUGUUAUUGAUGCAGCUCUGAUGCGUCCAGGGCGUCUUGAUCGAUUAAUUUAUGUGGGGCCACCAGAUUUUGAAGCCCGCAAAAAGAUUUUGGAGAUUCAGUUUAAGAAAAUGGCAGUCGGAGAGGAUGUGAAGAUUGACGAACUUGCAGAGGCUACCCAAGGAUGUUCUGGCGCUGAGAUUGUACAAUUUUGCCAAGAAGCAGGGUUGCUUGCAAUGAAUGAAGAUCUGGAUAUCAAGUGCAUCUAUGAUCGUCACAUGCAGGAAGCUUUGGCCGGGAUCAAGCGGGGGAUCACUAAGGAGAUGAUUGAGUUUUACGAGAAUUAUAAUAGAGAGGGUAAAGCUUGA